Molecule: messenger RNA, 874 nt
Organism: Perognathus longimembris pacificus (Pacific pocket mouse)
Lineage: Eukaryota; Metazoa; Chordata; Mammalia; Rodentia; Heteromyidae
Gene: Ppp1r17
Product: protein phosphatase 1 regulatory subunit 17
Exons: 5
Coding region: 84-563 (159 amino acids)
Biological process (GO): regulation of phosphatase activity
Molecular function (GO): protein phosphatase inhibitor activity
Source: RefSeq, a predicted model, not a curated record
CACACCAGGAAUGUGGGAUCUCUGACAGUCAGUGUGCUAUAAAUGACAAUGCUGGAGUAGGAGAGCAGCCCUCCCCCUUUGCCAUGUCCACUGAGAUGAUAACCUCGGAGCAAGUUCAGCCACGGGAGGGCCCGGAAGACAGGCAGGACAAGCUAGACUCUCGCUGCAACCACUUGGGUGAUCUCUCAGACCAAUUCAUUGAGGACUGUGAUCUCAAAAGGAAGCCAAGAAAGGGGAAAAAUGCCCAGGCCACCCUGAAUGUGGACUCUGACCAGAAGAAGCCCCGGAGGAAGGACACGCCUGCACUGCACAUCCCUCCCUUCAUACCAGGGGUGAUUUCAGAACAUCUAAUUAGAAGAUAUGAUGUUCAAGAAAGACAUCCAAAAAGCAAACCCAGCCCAGCUCUUCAUAAUGCUGAUGCUGAACAGAAGAAGCCAAGAAGAAAAGACACACCUGCCCUGCACAUGUCCCCCUUGACAGCAGGUGUGACUCUGCUCAGGGGGGAGAGACCUCGAGUGAUUGUGGAAGAUGAUGAAAAGGAUGGGAACAAGAUGGCUAUUUAAAGACAUCUCUCCUGAGAUCAUGUGUAAAUAGGUUAGCUUGCUUGCCUGGGUGACCUAGAGAAAAAAAAUAGACCACUUAUGCCCUCAUUUUGUCCUAGUCAGAUCAAGACCUAGAACCCCCUCCCAGGAGAUGCACUGCCACACAUUGCUGGCCACCAGCCACUGUUCUGACUCUUACUUCUUCCUUGAGUCUGCUUUAGAGAAACUUCAGGAGUUUUCACAUUUCAGUUGAAUGGGAACAAAUCAUUCCAGAUCAGAAGUUAACAGGGAGGGCUCUAGUGGUCAUCUGAACCAAUUUGUGGAGCAACAAA